CAGUGACACAUCCUGCGUUCAUCGGUACACACGAAAUCUUCUGCGUAUAUGAUAUUUACUUGAAGAAUAGAAAUCGAUGUUUCUGUGAACGGGUGUAAAAAAGUCUGAGUGUGCCAUGGAUAUCGUGGAAAGUGAAUCGAGACCUGACGAUAAUAAAAACUGUGAAGAAGUAACUAUGACGAAACCUGUGCCCCGACCCUUUUCUAUUGAAGCCCUAAUGAGUGACUGUGGACCGAAAAAAAGUAGUAAUAACGUCAGUAACGCCUGGAAUUUAACGACGCCACCUUACCAGCAAUUUCAGCACCAAAUUAUGAGAGAUACCGAUUCGGAAGAUGGUAGCUUAGAUAUGGAAUAUGCUCAGGAUCUUUCUCGAAGGAGUAAAGACAGUUCAGAUAACGAUGACGACCUUGAUGACACACAAAACUCUGAUGGACCUUGCGAGAGCUCAAACUCAGCCAAAGCAAGAAGAAGAAGAACAGCCUUCACUAGUGAACAGCUACUGGAACUAGAAAGAGAGUUUCAUGCUAAAAAGUACUUGUCACUAACCGAGCGUAGUCAGAUUGCAUCAGCACUGAGAUUGAGCGAGGUCCAAGUCAAAAUUUGGUUCCAAAACAGAAGAGCCAAGUGGAAAAGAGUGAAAGCUGGUCUUGGAGCAGGUCCACACCAGGCCAAAAAUGGACAAAAUAAGAGCAAAUUGGUGGUACCCAUACCGGUACAUGUUAACAGAUUUGCAGUAAGGAGUCAACACCAGCAACUGGAGAGGGCGUUGGGAGAUUUAGCAAGUAGGGUACUGGCAAGCCAUGCGUCAUUACGAGCAGGAUUAGAACUUCACCAUGGGUAUCACCCGCCAGGUCCUCCACAUUGAUAGUGACUGAUCAAACCCGAAAUUAGUGAGCCCCUGGAGUGCAUUCAUACUGAAAGGAAGUGUAUUGCCGGAAUGGAUGACGUAAUCAAAAGUUUCAAAUUGUGAAUAAUAUAAUCUAUUAUUAUUCAAUCUGUACAUACUUAUAUAAGGGAUCGUUUUGAUAUCAAUUAUUGAAACAACACUGAAAUGCAACAUAAAUAUUUUUCUGGCAAUUCAAAAAAUAAGAAGCUUCUGAUCCUCAGAUGCAUCACGAAAUUUUACUUGAUUAUUUCAACAGAAUUAUGUGUAUUCAAUAUCAGAUUGAACUUAGAUAUGACUUCGUGCAAUAGAUUUUAGAAUUAUUAAUGAUUGCACUCAUUAUACCACUUCAAAUUUAAAUAACAAUGCUGUAAAUAUAUUGUAUGAUAAAAAUUAUUGAGAUAUAAGUAGUUAAUUUUA
Harmonia axyridis is the source of this 1303-nucleotide messenger RNA. It is a transcript of the gene unpg, whose product is annotated as homeobox protein unplugged. Gene Ontology annotation, molecular function: DNA-binding transcription factor activity, RNA polymerase II-specific; RNA polymerase II transcription regulatory region sequence-specific DNA binding. The transcript has 2 exons. Gene Ontology annotation, biological process: regulation of transcription by RNA polymerase II; regulation of nervous system development. The coding region runs from base 116 to 865 and encodes 249 amino acids. The record is from RefSeq and is a predicted model, not a curated record. Lineage: Eukaryota; Metazoa; Arthropoda; Insecta; Coleoptera; Coccinellidae. Gene Ontology annotation, cellular component: nucleus.